UGAAAUCUGCCGCAGAAGGGCUCGUCACCUCGAAUUGCGUUGCGUUGUGAUUGUCUACAGCCCAUGGAGUGUCCAACAUGCAACGGCUGGACCAACUUUGGAAGUCUAAUACGAAGACUCUGUUAUAGAUCUAGCAUGGCUGAGCUGAUGAGUAAGGUAAACGUUUGCCUAGGUACCUAUCUCAGCUACCUACCUACCUACCUAUGUAAGAGCCUCCCUCACCUCACAGAGGCUUGCACACGUGAGGUGAACCAGGUGGGGUCGCAAUGUGGGAUAACUAACAUCCAACCACAUCGGAUCAGAUCGUCGGCGGAAAUGCGAGGAUCAUGUCGCGACGUUGUCGGCCUCGCUGAGAGUUGUCCAAGAAGAAGCGAUAAAGUAGCAGAGCACGAUGACUUUAUCGAGACUGGCUGCCUUAUCAAGCCAGUACUCGCCCAGCCUCUGUAUGAUCUUGGCAGACAGAGUUGGGUGAAGAAGAUGUUGGAACACUGCCUGAUGGCACGUUGAGAGAAUGACCUCUGUUGAGUCUAUGUAGGUAGUUGGAUAGUCAUGGUUGCUUUUGCAGGAAACGUGGCGAUUGGCUGAUGCUGAUGCUGAUGCUGACAACAUGAGGCUAUCUGGUACCUACCUACCUACCUAGGUACC
Molecule: messenger RNA, 645 nt
Organism: Fusarium verticillioides 7600
Lineage: Eukaryota; Fungi; Ascomycota; Sordariomycetes; Hypocreales; Nectriaceae
Exons: 1
Coding region: 64-507 (147 amino acids)
Source: RefSeq, a predicted model, not a curated record